CGAUACCAGAUCUGAAUAGUAGGUUCCUGGGUAGUCUUGCUUUGAUAAUGGCAUCGACGGGAGACUUUCCCGAUGUCAGCUUGAGGAAGUUGGAAGAAGGAGCAGGAGCGGCUGAGUCGAAACCGAAAGAAGAUACCGAUAAGGGGACUGAACCUUCUGUUCAGCCAAAUGGUGGAGAUAAAUACUCGCUAGAACCCGACGAAGAGUCUCCAUAUGCACAGCAUUGCCAAGGAAAUGCAAAGAUAUGGAGCAAAUACUUGAGAGAGACAGACGCUGAAGAUAAGGAAGUUACCGCCAUAGGGAAUAGCAGUCUAGACUCGAUGCUUACAUUUGCUGGUUUGUUCGCAAGUGUCUUAGCUGCGUUCCUGCUGGAAAGCCGCAAAGACUUGAAAGAGGACCCUCAAGAACGACUCUUGACAGAACUUCUCGAUGCAUUUCGCGGCGUUUCACCAACAUCACCACGAGAAACAUUUCACCCGACAGCCUCCGCUGUCGCUGUGAACUCGCUUUGGUUCUCCAGCCUGACAUUGACGCUACUGAGCGCUCUUUCCGGAGUACUCGCAAAAGGAUGGCUUGCACAAUAUAAUCCUGCAUCAAAACGGGAGCGCUCAGAAGAUGCAUACAAACGUCAGCACCGAUCUAACAGAGCAGAAGCCUGGGGAUUGGAUACAGUCAUCUCCCUCAUCCCAUUCCUCAUUCAAAUAUCACUAUUUCUGUUCUUCGCAGGACUUUUGAUUCAGGUUCAAAGCGAUGAUCUCCGGAUUCGACUUGUCCUCCUCUUAUUGGUUCUCAUCGCGGCGACUUUGUACCUAUUCUCGACAUUUUCACCAUUAUUCAUCACCGAAUUCCCAUUCUCGACUCCACUUUCUCACUAUCUAGCGGCGUUGGCUCGGUACAGAAAGCACGAUUGGGACUGGAAUGUUUUAUUCGAGGCAUUCCAACGUACGAAGGAGCGCCUGUUACGGGCAUAUAAUCCGACGGACCUUCAAUUAGAAAUAUUGACUUGGGGAGUCGCCAAUGCGGUAGAUGAGGAAACGACGGACGAGGCGAUCAAGGCUCUAUCUGGUGUGAAGCAAAGCAUAGAACUGCGAGAAAAGUUAUAUAAUCAGACUAUGCACCGAUAUAUUUUCGAAAGACUACAGCAAAAUAUUCGACCAACGAGGGGAUCAUCGCUCAUAAUUAACAACUCUUCUCAACUGGAAGCGAUCCUACUCGCUCUACUGAAAAUAGAAGAGCCGAUGACUUUGUCUGAUCAACAAGUCUUCAAUACAUCUAUCCCACAAGAGAUAGUUAUGUCGUUAUCAGAUUGGGAAGGAUUCCAACCAUGUCUACAACCGUUGGCAUUCACCGUUCGUACACAUAUGCUCCUCAACAGAGGAUGGGACGAUCACAGCAAUCUGUGGCUUCAAAGGACCGACGCCUUGGAUCGAAUGGCACAAAAUCCAUCAACAAUCUAUAUCAGAAGAAAGCUGCUGUUUGCAACGUUACGUGGAUUAUUGAACGGCGAAGAAUAUACACGCGGACAAUGCGGAAUUGUUCUCUCUCGACUUUUAAUGACUCGUGAGAGUAUAUUGAUUUCGAGAUUCGUUCUCACUGAUGACAAUAUAGUAAGCAGCUUUGAUGAAGUCGUCAGGAUUUUGGAGAGUCCACCAGAGGGGUCCUUGACAUGGCGUGGUUCACAAUACGAUGAGGGGCUAUCGGAAAGCAUCAUUCGCCUAAUUUCGUGUGAUGAUCGGUCUAGCAGGGACAUAGGGAUAAGAAUGGCACUACAACUAGCGUCACAUGUAUCAGACUUCUGGGCAAAUUGGGACGAUGCGGUUAGUAUGCAGAGUACGAAGAUACAUGAGUUGAUCGAAGUGGCAGGAGGAAUGCUACUCUCCGUCGAGAAAAGGGUUCCACAACUCUUAGACAUGCUCAAAGAUUCGAACUGGGAGAUUCGCGAGACGGCUGUGACAGCGAUUGGGCAGUUGGGCCAGCAAGUCACAGAAACGCUUCGAAACACGGUAAAAGAUGCGAUACCUCAGCUGGUGGACUUGUUGAAGGACUCGGAUUGGUCUGUUCGCUACAGAGCUAGGGAAGUGAUUGAGCAGCUCAUCGUUAAGGAUGCAUUUCCUCAACUCGUGGACAUGUUAAAGCACCCAGACUCUAACAUUCGUAGCGUAGCCUUAGAGACGAUUGGGAAGCUGGCUCAGUACGAGUUAGUUCGAGACAUGAUCAAGGAUGCAAUUCCUCAACUCAUGGACAUGUUCAAGGAUUCAGGCUGGGCUGUUCGCAGGGAAGCUGCGAGAGUGACUGAACGGCUGGUUCGACAUGUUAAAGAUGCGAUACCUCAACUCGUGGACAUGUUCAAAGAUUCAGAUUAUGAUGUUCGUGAAGCAUCUGUGGUGGCCAUUGGGGUCCUGGCUCGAUAUGGUGGAGCCGUAGAGUCACUACGAUACAUGGUCAAAGAUAUGAUACCUCAGCUUGUGGACAUGUUCAAUGACGUAGAGUAUGAAGUUCGUCGAGCAGCUGUGAACUCGAUUGGGCAACUGGCUGGACACGACAGAGCUACAGAAUUACUUCAAGGCAUGGUCAAGGACGCAAUUCCUCAAUUAGUGAACAUGCUCAAGGACUUGCAGUCAGCUGUUCGUGAGGCAGCUGUGACGGUGAUCGGGCAGCUUGUUCAGUACGGCGUAGAUUCACUUCGAGACAGACUCAAGGAUGUGAUACCUCAGCUCAUCGACAUGUUCAAAGAUUCAGAAGCGUCUGUUCGUAAGGCAGCCGUGACGACGUAUGGACAGCUAGCUCGACAAGCGUCUCUUCAAGACGUGGUCAAAGUUAUGGUUCCUCGAUUAAUGGACCUUCUCAAAGACCCAGACCGUGAUGUUCGUCUCUCUACUAUAACCACGGCUCAAGGAAUAGACCCAUAUGAUACCACCUGGGAUCCAUUACCAGUCUCUGUAUCUGAUAGCCCUCGUUCGAGGUACCUCCCAAUCUCAAGAUCUCUUAUGAUUCGGGGAGCCAGCGAAAUUCCCGAAAACAGGGCCAUUGAAAAAUGGUACAAUAGCUGUCAAUUACUGGUAGCCUUGACUUAUUUCUGGAGGCGUUGUGAACAUUCAUUUGAAUCGACGAUCAAUGCGAUAGCAAAAGAGUUUGCCCCCACCGGAAUAGAUGAACUCAGUGUAGAUACGGGGAGAAUAACGACAAUAAUCGUUAUGAAAUGGAUCAAGGAAUCAGGAAAUAGCCUAGAAAGUAAGGAGAACGAAGAGGUUGGCCAGGAGUCCGAUUCAGUGGCAAGGUUAUUCGAAGGCUCUCCCGUAGAGGAAAGCUGUCAACCCAUGGUCAAGGGCAUAGUUCCUCAUAUUAUGGGGAUGUUCAAGUACUGGAUCACCGAUGUUAACUUGGCCGCUGUAACGGCAAUUGGGCAGCUAGCCCAGCAUGGUCGAACCGCAGAAUCACUUCGGGACGUGGUCAAGGAUACAAUUCUUCAACUCAUGGACAAGUUGAAGGACUCGGAGGGAGCUAGUCGUAUUGCAGUCAUAGAAGCGACUCGACGGCUUGCCCAGUAUGGUGGGGAUGCGAUACCUCAGCUUAUAGCUACGUUCAGGGACUCAGAGUUGUAUGCUCGUAGAGCUGCCGUAACAGCGAUUGGUGAGCUGGCCCAGCAAGUCAAGGGUGUAAUUCCUCAGCUCGUAGACAUGUCCAAGGAUCCACAGUGGUUUAUUCGUGAGGCAGCUGUGAUGACGAUUGGACAGUUGGCUCAGCAAGCUGCAGAGUCACUUCAAGAUGCAAUCAAGGAAACGAUUCCUCAACUUGCGGAUAUGCUCAAGGACAUAAGCUCUGGUGUUCGUAAGGCAUUUAUCGAGGCGAUUGAGCAGCUGGCCCAACAGGUCAAGGGUACAAUCCCCCAGAUUGUGGACGCGUUCAAGGACUUGGAGGAGUCUGUUCGCCGAGCAGCUGUAAUAGCGAUUGGGCAACUCGCUCAGUAUGACCUGCUCCAAGAUACCAUCAAGGAUGCAAUCCCCCAGCUAGUGGACAUGUUCAAAGAUUCAUAUCAGUUUGUUCAUGGGGGACUCGUGUCAGUGCUUGGGCAACUGGCUCAGCAAGUGAAGGAUUCGAUUCCUAAAUUCGGGGAUAUGUUCAAAGACCCCGGUCCUGAUAUUCGUCAGAUAGCUGUGGUGGCAAUUAGGGAGCUAGUUCAAUAUGGUAAGCGACUGGUAUCGGACUGUUCGGGAGUUACUGACGCAGAAUCGUAG
Molecule: messenger RNA, 4235 nt
Organism: Acaulospora colombiana
Lineage: Eukaryota; Fungi; Glomeromycota; Glomeromycetes; Diversisporales; Acaulosporaceae
Source: the annotation of a GenBank genome assembly